GAGAAACCUCUGACGUCAUCUUCACAGGCCGCACCCAUUCCAGGUCUCCGAUGGGUGUAACAGCUGCAGUUAUGAACCUCCGUAUUCCAGGUGCCGAGAAGAUUGCAGCUCUCGAUCGAUACGAUGGGUUCAUUUCAUCUCUGAGUUUGUCAUAUCAUAUCAGUUGUCUGACUACUCCGAAUGAGAAGGACCGUCUUUUUCUUCCAAGAUGAUAUCCUCACUAAGACUUGUUCUUUACUGUUAUGCUGUUAGCAUGGUUGCUGCCGAUGCACCUGUAGCAGAAGAAAUGUUUGGAGGGUCUGGAGACGGAGCUGUUUGCACGUGUCUCAACGGAGGUACAUGUCUGGAAAAUGGCGAUUGCGCUUGCCCUGAAGGAUUUGGAGGCGUUGACUGUGGGUUUAAACUUACAUCAGUAGCGUGUGAAAGUGACUCGAUGACCGUCAUCAUAUAUACAGAUCUCCUUCAGGGCACUGACCCGGAAGAUGUCCAUUUUCGUGACCUUUCCUGCCCAUGUGCCGCCUUUACUCCUACUUAUAUGACUCUGAAUACGACCUAUAAUGAAUGUGGUACCACCAGAACGGAAAAUGACACAACCAUUAUAUUCUCGAAUGUCAUCACUUAUUACAAGCCUAGGUCUCUUCCUGGUACUGAUAUCACCCGUGAAUAUCAGAAGCAGCUUGAGGUUUCGUGCUGUCUUGAUAAGACAUCGCAGGUUGGGCAGUCUUUCAAACCAACGCUCGGUGAAAUAAAGUUUAGCGACAAGGGUUCCGGUCAGUUCCAGCUGUACAUGACAAGGUUCAAGACCAAGUCAUUUGAUGAACCCGAAGAUGACAACGCUGAAGUCUGGCAAAGCCAGGCGCUCUACUUUCAAGUCCAACUUGACUCGGUAGGAGAGGUUGGUAUGUUCAUUAAGCGAUGCUGGGCGACAGCCGACCCAGACCAUGAUUCUACUCCACGACAUGAUUUGUUUACUGACAGAUGCCCUUCUAAUGUGGAUGAAACGGUUCAAGUCUUGUUUCCGGACAAAACGGAUCGAGAAGGAUUUAAGUUUGACGCAUUUGCCUUUGUUGGAGAUUAUAGUAUGGUAUACAUUCACUGUGAAGUGAUGGUGUGUGGAAAUGACGAGGCCAUUAUGAAUCGAGAGUGCUCCGGUACCUCUCCAGUACGCCGUCGUCGAUCUUCUUCAUUCCUGUCCACUCAAACGAUCAGUAGUGCGCCGAUUCGUGUCCGCCGCCAAACCAACGAUAUGGCUACUAAUGAUCUGUCUGCCUACAAUUCGUUUGAGAUGUUCCUAAUUGGAAUGGUCGCAACCGUGGUUGCCGUAGCAACCCUGAUGGGCGUGGUCAAGCUAAUCCGUCGUCCAACCGACAUCAGCUACAAGCGAGUCCCAACUGCCUCCCUGGAAGGGAUUUAGAAGCGAUUAAUGGCCAGAGUGGAAUUCAUAUUCGGAGUUACGUCAAGUGGAUUAGCGCGCUUCUUGACACCCUUGUGCGCAAGGUCAAAGGUCAAGCAUUAACAUUUCAAAAGUUCCUUCAAUGAAAUAGGAAAAGAUCAAUACUGUCUACCGCUCCUAAACAACAAAUACAGAAAAUAACGAUUGAAAAAAAAAUCCGCCGAUGUCAUUCUCCGUAUAUACCACUCUGCCAUCACAAACAAGCACGGAAAUUCUCCUUAAUAAUAUGCUCUUAAAAGAGUCAUAUUAUAGCAAAUAUAAUUCAACUAUAACGUUGAUUUUGAUUUAUUUAAGUAUUUCUUCUUCUUUUUAAUUUACUGCUGGUGGAGGAAUUACAAUCGUGAUUUUUUAUUCUGUUGUAAUGCAUACAAAGACUACUGAAGACUAAAACAAUUUUAAGAAUUAUUUCAAAUACAGUCGUGCCAUUCUAUAGUCAGAAAUUUGCGUUCAUGAUACUCAAAACUAGUUGAUGCUCCUGAACAAAACAACAAAGGCAUAUAAUUGUUAGAAAAAAAAUAAAAAAGAACAAAUAAUACGUUCAAAUCAUUCCUUUAUAUACCACUCUGGGAUCAACCGAAAGUUUGUCUAUCCCUAUUUACAAUUUGCUCUUAAAAUAGUUAUAGGAGAGGAAAUAUAAUUCAACUUAAAUGAUAAUUAUGAUUUAUUUCAGUAUGUCUUCUUAUUUUAAUUCACAGCUGGUGGAGGGCUCUUUUUUUUUGGGGGGGGUGGGGGGGGGGUUGCAUUAUGUUCUAAUGUAAGUUUACGGAAGACGACAUGAGUAUAGUAAAAUCAUUUUAAGAAUUAAUUAAAAUAUAAUCCUAUAAUCCU
This is a messenger RNA of Lytechinus pictus (painted urchin), 2281 nucleotides long. Its product is annotated as uromodulin-like. NCBI's taxonomy places the organism in Eukaryota, Metazoa, Echinodermata, Echinoidea, Temnopleuroida, Toxopneustidae. The record is from RefSeq and is a predicted model, not a curated record. The transcript has 8 exons. The coding region runs from base 209 to 1414 and encodes 401 amino acids.